UAUUUAGCCAUCGACCUUUGAUGAAUGUAUUAGCCAAGGAUGUGUUUAUGACUCCCACAGUUUCUCCUUCCUUGGCGAUAUAUACAUUAACCCAACUUCAUCCAUUUGGUGUGAAUGUGCUCUCAGAUAUUCAUCCUACUUGUGUGGAGGAGAGAGAAGUUGUGCGAGAAGAAGAGAAGACGAAGAAGCUGGUGCAUAUGGAGGUCUCCCACGGGCAAACACGAGGAAGGAGGAAACUAUGCAAGAGGAAGACAAGACAAGAUAUAAAUGCAAGACAGUCUCCAAAUAAAGUUCAUGUGAAAAAUGUUGAUCGAUCCUACUUUUUGAUGUUAGUCUCGUCAUUGGAGAACUUAAUCAGCCUCCUCGUGAUCCUCUUCGUCUUUCGCUCUGCUGUCCAAGUGGAGAAGGGGGACAUGUGA
This is a messenger RNA of Sphenostylis stenocarpa, 419 nucleotides long. NCBI's taxonomy places the organism in Eukaryota, Viridiplantae, Streptophyta, Magnoliopsida, Fabales, Fabaceae. The record is from the annotation of a GenBank genome assembly.